Saccoglossus kowalevskii is the source of this 2670-nucleotide messenger RNA. RefSeq names its product ADP-ribosylation factor-like protein 5B. Gene Ontology annotation, molecular function: GTPase activity; GTP binding. The record is from RefSeq and is a predicted model, not a curated record. Lineage: Eukaryota; Metazoa; Hemichordata; Enteropneusta; Harrimaniidae.
UUCUAGGGGAGACCCGAAGACAUGAAUGUACCAUUUCACACCAACAUUUCUUCCGUUUGCACAUCAUAUUUUUAUCCGGUAGUUGACCAGUCAAACGCCUUAAUGGUCCAGCUUCCUCACCGCAAGUUCUUAUAGAGAUACCUUUAUUUUUAUACAAUUUUAUUAGAUAUAUCGUUAUGUGCAAUGGGUAUACUCUUAGCCAAACUAUGGAGUCUAUUCUCAAACGAAGAACAUAAAGUAAUUAUAGUAGGACUAGACAAUGCAGGAAAAACAACUAUAUUAUAUCAAUUUUUAAUGAGUGAGGUUGUACAUACUUCACCGACCAUAGGAAGUAAUGUGGAAGAAGUCCAAUGGAAAAAUAUUCACUUUUUAAUGUGGGACAUUGGUGGUCAAGAAACUCUUAGAUCAGCCUGGCCUACGUAUUAUACUAAUACUGAUUUUGUAAUUCUUGUAAUUGAUAGUACAGAUAGAGAAAGACUUCAUAUAACAAAAGCUGAACUUUAUAAAAUGUUAGCACACGAGGAUUUAAAACAUGCAGCAGUACUUGUGUAUGCCAAUAAACAAGACAUUAAAGGUUCCAUGUCUGCCACAGAAAUCUCACAACAAUUAAACUUAACAUCAAUAAAAGACCACGGUUGGCACAUUCAGGCAUGCUGUGCUCUUACUGGUGAGGGGUUGUAUCAGGGUUUAGAAUGGAUCACAGCUCAAAUAAAAAGGUGAUGACAGGAACCAAUUCAAUGAACAUCCAGCCUUUUAUUUAUACAUCUCAUUACAUACCUCUCCUCCUUCAUAAAUGGUAUAUUCCGCCAUGUAAUUUAUUUUUAAGGAAACUUGACCGUCUAUUAUACAUUAACUUCUAGCGUCUAAAUUAGAUUAUUUAAUUUGAUCAUUUUAUUUUUGAUCAUUAUUCUCGUCUUGUAGUCAUAUUUUUAAAUAAUUUUAAGUGAUGUUACAGUUUAUUUUUCAUUAAUUGCUAUUUAAAAAAACACAACAAUAAUUGUUGCCCAAGGGCAGUAUUUUAUCUUGUGUGUAGUUUUGAUAACUAGGUGAUAUGCACUGUUUUUUUCCCUCUGUAAAAAUCAUGUUGUUUAGGUGUCAUGCUAUGGAAAAAUUGAGCAACAUGGGGUGCCUUGAUCAAUCAAUAGAGCAUUUUAAGGUUUCUGGUGUGUGUAAUAGUCUGCCAGACGACGUAAACAACUUGUAGGCUUAUUUGAAGCUGGUUCGUGACGUGCUAGAUUACUGUCUUGCACAUAAUAAGAAAUAAAUGAGCCCAACCAAUGCAACAUUUUCAUGGUUUCAUGGCAUUUGAAAUAUAUUAAUCCACUCACACACAUGAACAUCUUUCACUGUCAGAAACUAUUGUAACUAUUGUAACUGCCAUUUCCUGGCAUGGUUCAAUUUUUAAAAAUGUAUUAUUUAUUUAUAGUGUUUCAGCACAUUUUUUCCUAAUUUGAAAGAGGGCGUCUACACAGUUUUCGGUGAGCAAGUCUGAAGCAGAUUUUAUACUCGUUGUCUAGACUUAAACACUACUAUAUUAUAUUUAACACUAUACUGUAACAUGCAGAGUAGAUACAGUAUGUAAUUAAAUAACAAAAUUGAAAACAAAUUCUAGUGAACAGGGUUUUCGAAAGCUUAUGUGGAAUGAUAUUUUUACACUAGUCUGCAUCUCCCUUGAAAAGAUUAGCAUUGUCUAUAAAAGUAUUUGUAUAUAAAUCAUUAAUUUUUCUGUAUUAAAUGCACAGACAAAUCUACACAUGGUUUGGUGUUUUAUGUUUAAUUUUAGAUAACUAAAUGUGAUUUUGAUGGGUUAACAGUUCAGACGUCAUUACAGUACAUUUUGAAAUCAAGAACUGGCAGUGUUGCUUAAGCUUAAGCAGUCUGUUAUACGUAUGUAAUAUUCAAAGCUGAAAUAAUCUAACAUGUGUAACCCCUUGGCUGACUAUAGCAGAUUGUAGUCUGUCUAAUCCUUUGCUUGACCUUUCAAGAACUCCAUUGGUCUCCUAAUACUGUAAGAUUCUUGUUUAAUCUUGUUAUGCAAGGACUCAUCCCAUUGGUUGCUCAAUGUAAGUCAGCCAAUCAAAAUGCCUGUUGAAUGCAUGCACGUUUGUAAUGUAAGAAUCUUUUAAAUUGAGUAUCUGUAUAUUUUAACUUUUCAUCAUAUAGAAUUGCCAUACUUGGUCUCCUGUGCAAGCACAGAAAGAAUACCCUCUAAUUUGAGCCAUUUUGGUUUAAAAACAGAUAUUACAAACAUUUCUUCUCAUUUUACUGAUCUCAAGAUUAUUUUUUUAAAUUUGUUUUCCCCUUUACCAAAAAAAAUGUCCAAGAUCCUGAAUAGUGUUUCGUUUUCUUCAUCGUCAUGUCAACUGUUUUAAAUAUAGUUACAUCAGGAGAACAGUAAUGUGUUCAUGGGAAAGAACAAUAUGAAUUCUCGCCCCCAACGAGAUCUCGCCAGGCACUUUGUGUGCAAUGUUUAUUUAUGACUGGAAACCUGACUAUUACAAAUUGUUUUAUGCAAGUAAAGUACAACCACUAUUAUUCUUUGUUUCUUGCUUGUCAGAGAUUACGAAGAUGAGUACUUUUAUACUUGAAUUGUGUAGUUCAUGAACAUCUUUUUUUUUCUACUAUGGGUUUUAUCAUAGUGAAUAAAAUGGUAAUACAGUCAAGUUUAUA